Messenger RNA from Pyricularia pennisetigena, 588 nucleotides. RefSeq lists its product as uncharacterized. Lineage: Eukaryota; Fungi; Ascomycota; Sordariomycetes; Magnaporthales; Pyriculariaceae. The transcript has 2 exons. The record is from RefSeq and is a predicted model, not a curated record. Bases 1 to 588 code for a protein of 195 amino acids.
AUGACGAGCUGGCCCCCUGCCACGACGCCGCGGGGGGCACCUGGUCCUUGUGCCCGAGUACGCCGCAUCGCUGCGCACGCUGUCCUGAAUGUUUCGGGUACUGCCUUAGCCCGUCUCUACACCAUCCCCAGGGAGGCCUACCGGCGCGUCCGGCUCUUUGUGCUCGAGGACCCUGCCGGGCCCGACGCGACUGCGUCAUGGCGCCUGGUUGACCAAGAACUCGGGUUCAACGCCACGUUGUUGGGGAAUGGGCUUGUGCUAGGCCUGAAUGGCCCAGUUCCUCCGCGAGUUGAACAAGGUCGAAAUGUAGCCGGUGUCCAACUGCCCAUUAUGCUCCUGAACCAGUCCAACAAUCAGUGCACAAAGGGACUUCCUCGAGCCAGCCUUUGUCAACAUACCAAGGCCAGAAAGACGGUUUCAAACAUGCUGAGAUUCAAUAUACAAACCCAAGGCGAUAUUGCACAUGCCAUCCCAGUCCGGAAAGUCAGUUGCUCCGACGUCGGCCAGCCGCACUAUACGCAAGUCACUUGGAAAGAGGGCGGCAUCAUGCCUCCCCAGCGGCACAAGGUCUAUGGAGAUACGGUAUAG